AUGCACAAAACAGUAACAAUUGACUAUUUGUCAACUUUGACAGAUAUUUCUGAUAUCCAAGAGGCUGACUUGAAGAACCUUAUGGAGGCAGCCAAAGAACAAGCCAAAGUUAUGCUUGAAAAGUUUGAAGUAAAAUGCGGGAAAAACAAGGUAGGUGUCGAGUGUUGAUGAUGGUGCUCUUUUCAGUUCUUGUACUCAAUUAAUACUAGAUGCAUGGACAUUACAGCCACGACGUUAAAUAGCCGUUAAGACUAAGCUCAAGUAGAACUGUGCGCCUUUAUGCCGAGAGGGAAUUCUUAGCUUCCAACUCCGGCCAGGGUAAUAACUAAGUUGGUCAAAAACUACAAAUAUCAAUCCUGCUACAGCAGCUGCCUCUCAUCAUUCCUCUCUUGCUGCGAAAUACGUUUCACAAGAGAAAAAACCUUCUCGCGCAAAUUACUUCACAGCGCCUACUUCUUCCACGAUAAAUGAAUUUUUCAACGAUAACUCGCCACUUAUGAACAGAAUUCACAGAACUAAAGUUCCAAUGUAGAACUUGCAUUUAACUUUUCAGUUAACAUUGCGCUUUGGCUCUCGCACUCCCCUCCCCCAUCUCUAUAAACUCCGACACCCACCCCCUCUAAUCGUUUGAAACUAAGAUGGCCUCCCAUAACGGUAAGUGCUCGAUCUCAAUGAUCCUACGGAAAAAUAGGGGACUCUGAACAGUUCACUCCUUCCCUUAAUUAGCGUCUUCUCUCGCGUGCGUUUACUUCGUUCGCGCGUGCGGGCGUAACACACUUGCUCACGCAAUAAUCUGAGCGACAGCUAGCAGCCUAGGACUAAAGUCAUAAUCGAAAGUUCUCAUUUUCUUUUAGAUACCUGUUAAAACCAGGAUUGAGCUCGGCUCACCAGGGGAGGUCAUUUGCAAGGUCGCCAAGGAAGAAAACGUCACGUGUAUCUUACUGGGCAAUCGUGGACUCGGUGCCUUCAGAAGAACCAUGUUAGGAAGUGUUAGCGAUCACGUGGUUCACCAUUCACGAUGUCCGGUUAUAAUUGUACCACCGCGAAGUGAACACAAAUCUUGAAGGCCAAACUAGUCAAACUGGCUUGUAUUUCUUAUUAGUAAAAUCCAACUAGUGGUCUAUUAUCAAUGCUGCGUUCUGAUUGGUUGAGCUACUACUAGGCUAUAUGUUAUAGCCCACUAGUAGCGAAAGCGCCGGUUUUUUGGCGGCAAAAAAGGAUGAAAGUCUAGCUUUAAGUAGCUAAAACCUUUUUAUUCUCGAUGUUUUUGACCAACUAGUCAGAUUUUACGAAAACAAUUAUUCCUCUCGCCCUCAUUGCCUCUGAGUCAAUAGCCCAUUCGGCCUUUGGCCUCAUGGGCUAUUGACUCAGAGCCCAUUCGGGCUCGAGGAAUAAUUGUUAAGUAUAUGGGUUUUUGUAAGAAUUAUAUGCUUAAUCGAAAUGGCGUUUUAGCUUUUCAAGGCCUUUUAUUUUGUAUGGGGCGAAUCAUGCGUCUUAACUCGCCGUUACAUAGUGUCGGCUGACACAUCUUCGGCCUAAGGCUGAAAUCCAGCGAGGCGUGCGCAAACUCUGCAUGAAAAGUUCCUAGGCCUGAAGUAAUACGAGAGGUUGAUUAUAACUGUAACAACAAUGUAUUUUAUUCAAGGUCCAUGAAGCUUACAAUACUUAAUGCCCUGCAAAUAGCUAUAGCGCUAAUCUAGGCAGGACAAAAAUUGUAAGUAAAGGCGUUAUUAAAUUAUAUAUUUAAAAAAAAGGAAAAGAAAAGAAAUACAACAACACAUAGAAUGCAAAAUGUGACGGGUAAAAUUACAAUUAAAAAAAUAGUCAAAAAAUAGUCAGUGAUACAUUUUUUUUCACGUCUGUUUGUGGUGGACUAUUGUGAAACAUAGAAGGGAUCAAUUUUGUCAGGAUUUUGACGAAAUUUGACAACCUUCUUUUACAGCAGCCUAUUCCAGGCGUUCGGAUAGUGGAGUAAAACGCGAAGUGAGAGAGCGAGGAAAUUAUGAGGAAAAGAGGGAGCGGGAGAGCUUUUUCAAAACCCUGCUCUCAUCUGCCUGCGCCGCGCCCACAAUCUGAAAACCUGAAACAGGCUCCCUUUACAGACACACGUAACAGAGGGGCUUGAGUAAUCUUGUACCCAGAUCUCCCACGGCCAAAAACAGAGUGAGAUCUGGGUACGAGAUUAGGGCUAGAGCAGAUAAACAGUGCAUGAUUCUUUGCCUCCGAAAUUUUUAUUUUUUUGUAACAGCAGGGAUAUUCAAUAGUGACACUAAUUUCAGCACAGAAGCACACUCUGCCGACUCCGCGAUAUGGCCAGUACCUAACGCAUGCGCACAGUUAUAUCACCCGGGCAGUGACAGCGAUCGACUCAAGAGUAGUAUGAAAUGUCAGCCGUCUCCAGGUCUCCCCUCCUAACACGAGGGGAGGGGGGGUGGGAGACAGAGACAACGUGUGUUAGGUGGGAGGGAUGACAGGGCAGUCUGUUGCACAUAUUUUGUUACAAUAGGACAAUUGCACAAUGACGUCAUUUCACUACAACUACCAGAAUCCUUCAGUUUGCUGUUUUCUUGUGCAAGGUAGAGCUAUUGUUUUUUAAACCGCAGAGGGAUUGACAAAUUUAAAUAAGAAAGCAAAAAUGAAAAGAAUUCUGGUAGUUGUAGUCAAAUGUCGUCAUCGUGAAAAUGGACUACUGGUGAGGAAGAAUGUCAUUCGUAAAACCUGGCAUCUGUCAUGUUGAGCUUUGCCCCUUUUGUCAACUGUCAUAUCUCUUUUACAACAAGAUUUUCAUCAAUUGCCGCUACGACAAGAUUCAUUAGAUUCUUAACAUGUGCGACCACAAUAGCCCAUUUCAAGAACAUGUCUUCCAGGCUUUAGGGACAAAAAUUCUUUCACGACUCUGUUGUCCUGCAGUUCCCAGAGGAGAAGUGAGCACAAAGAAAACCAAACCAGAUAUGGAAAUAUGACCAGAAAGCAUCGGAUUCAUGUUAGCAUUUUAAUAUAUCGAACGUGGGCUAUUUGAAAUUAAUUUAUUAAUUUAUUCUUGCAGUGGAUGUGAACUUUGCAAAUUAAACAUGGCCACCAGCAAACCUAUUAGCUCUGAAUAAAAACGAUUUCUGAAUGCCAAGACAAAAUUCAAAAGUUUGAAAUUUUACGAUUGCCAAAGCAUUUGCUGUGACUCCCCUUCAACUUAAAAUUCGAAAACAAAAAAUAAUUAUCAUAAUUUUUUGCCUGAUGAAAAGUUUUCCAUUUUCAAUUUUCCGUGCGAUCCACCAUGACUGAAAUACAAGUAUCUCCAUUUUUCUUUUAAUUAUUUAUUUCGUAGAAGGCCUCUGUUUGGGUUGCUAAUCGUAUUCAAACGGAAAUCAUUAUCAAGGGAAAAAAGUAAAUAAGACCAGGUAUUUGUCUCCGGUUCGUUUGAUACUAUCGAAACUGAAAUUUUGCAUGUAGACUGGCGCGUCCAGUAGAUCAAGAUGCCUUCGACUAAUGGUACAAGAACUAUACUGAUAGCAGUCGAUGGGAGCGAAUACAGCGAAAAAGCGUUUGAAUGUAAGUAAUACAAAAAUCGCUAUAAACAUUAUGCAUUUACUAGAAAUAUUGAUAGAUUUAAAGGCCUGUCAGGCCUUUUCGCGAUUCAAAAUGGCUAUAUUUUAUUUUAUUUGCAUUUUUUUUUUGCUUUGGGUUAAACUUUCUUUUUUUUGCUGUUGUUGUUGUUUUUUUUAGCAAAGAUACAAAAAGGUAAAUUCAUAUUGACACUAGUUAACCGGAAGAAUUCUUGAAACACAACAGAAAUGAAACUGAAUAUAAACCUGACAUGCCAUGUGUAUCGCGAAAAAAAAUGCCAAAAACCUGCAUUUUCACUUUUUAUCUGUUAGUGGUUUCAUUUGAGCGCCCGGUCUUGCCCAAAUAUUCCGGUAUUUUUUCCAUAAGAAAAGAAAACUGCUUUUAAGUAACAAAUAAAAACGUGCCAUAGUUCAUGGGCUACAAAUAUUGCUCGACCACAAAGGAACAAAGUAUGUAAAUGAAUACAUGCAUAAUUUCCUACGCUAGUCAAGCCCUAAUAGCGGGCUAAUUACACCAUUUGGGUUUCUGAAUGUCUAUGUUGUAAGAAAAAAAUCCUCAAAUCCUAGGUGCUACAGUAAUAAGCCGAAGGUAUGUUCCACAAUAACAUUAACAUUUUCUCUACAUGAAAUGACAGAGUCGGUUUGCUUCGCUACACCCAUGCACUUAACUCCCGAUCGGGGUGCAGCCUAUAGCUCUGUUUGACCAAGGUUUUACCGUAAUCCGCAGAGUUUUUCUGGAAGAACUGUAAUUUACCAUGAUAUCUUUAGUCGUUAGCGUUUAGGUCCGUGAAAGAAAGCACAAACUGUGUUCAUUCAGUGAAAGAGAUCGGAAGAAAACGAAGAUUGUAUUUGUUAUGGUCAUAGCUUUUAUUGCCCUUUAAUUCACGGUAAAAGUGUUGUGGUAUUGUCUCAUUAUCGCCACAUUUAUGAAAAAUAAAACAGUAUAAUUUUGUAUGGGCAUUAAUAAAUAGACCGCCUUUUACUUGUGACGUUACUUGAGGCAUGUCGAGGGCGUACAACGUUUUACACACAAAAAAAUUCGUUCACAAACAGAAUUUUGUCAGUGAACUCAUUAGAAAAGUACUCUCUCCGAUUCCCCGUGCUGCAAGGGCACAAACACAAAUAUUUAAGACGGUUUUUGGCAGUUGAAUUAGUUUUCCCAUUUUUAAUUUUCAUUUGCAGACAUAACCAUGAUUAGCAUUUCAUAUUUUCAUAACACCAUAAUUGUUUUUCACUACAACACUGCGCGUCACCUGCACAGAGAAAGCGGCGAAAGCAGGUGAAAUUGUCGGAGGGGAGUCGUCCAUCUCCGAAACUUUCCGACGGAUUGCAUAAAGACUUUUCCUAGACUUUUUACUUGUUGAGAAGUCUACAGUUGAAAUGUAGCAUACAAAAUUAAGCGAAAAUCCCUAGUAAGUGCUCUUUAACGAAUCGAUCAAUUAUCAGUUAUUUUCCGUCAGACCUUCGAGAUGGUUACGCGCACCUUCUUGGUUUCAAUGGAUGUGCCGAGUCUAACCGUGAGAAUAGUAUCAAAUCAACCAAGGGGGUGGUGGUGGGGGAUGAAAAAUAUUUUUCUUGCCUUCCUCCGUCUGCUGCUUAACCCCAAUCCCCCCUUCCCCCCGCCUUCCGCCUCGACUCGCGACGAUCUUAAGGAAAAAUAGGGGACUGUUGACAUUCAAAGAGAUCUCCGUGUUCAAGGGCAUGAAUAGGAUAGAAGGUCUUACCAAUAAAUCGUUCCGCAGUUGUAAACUUUUAUGCAAAUGAAGAUAAAUUGCUUCCACAAAAUUCGUAUGAUGUAAUCAUUCUUUAAUUGUCAUUUUUUCGGUGACUUUAAGUAUGAUUAUGAUAACAACUAUGCGAAUAAUAUUAUAACUAUGAUUAUGAUUCUAAUUUUUGAGUGUAAUCAUGAUUUUCCGACAUUCCAUUUACAAACAUUGUCAUUGCAUUACAAAGGGCGCAGACUAUUAAAGGUUUUAUUCCGUAUCAGAGAGAGCCUUUCACGACUUCAGCGUCAUUUAUUUUACAAUAUAAAAAAAACACAGUACGUUGGGUGUGCUAUAUGUUUUCUCGAUAACUUACAGGGUACGCAGAUAGAUUCCGUCAGGCUGAGGAUCAAGUUGUGUUUGUACAUGUGUACGAAGCAGCCAUUACUCCACCUCCGACGUUUGCACGUAAGAGACAAGAACAAUAAAAAUAGAAUCUAUCUAUCUAGAGUCUCCCACUAGCAACUAAUUAAGGUAAACAAGAAUUCAUAAGAAGUGAGACAGCGAGUAGAUAAAAGGCAAGAGGGAAAAGUCCUCUUAUCUUUUUCCUUCCCAUUAAUUUCCCACUCGUUUUCCCAGUGAUUUUGUGCCCUUUAAUUUCCCAUUUGUCCCAUUAAUUUCCCACUCGUUUUCCCAGUGAUUUUGUGCCCUCAAGAAAAAUCAUUAAUUGUGUGAAGGAUUACAAAGCGAGCCAUUUAAGAGACUGUAGGCCAUGAUUUCAGGAAAGUCUGAGUUAAAACAUAAAUGUAGUGUUAUUAUCACUGAGGUAUAAAUUACAAAAUGUAACUUUUUUGGACUAGAAAUGGUUGUUCAUUAAAAUUCCUUUUUUAUCGGGAACGCUGCAAAAUCUUAAUUGCCAUAACAUUUAAAAAGAGUCGUUUUUAUGUACUGUAAAAUCACUCUUUUUCUUAAGACACUACGAGCCUUCCGUCGAGAGAGGAAUGGGAAUUGAUGCACUUGAAAGCUGAGAGAAAAGCGAAAGAGAUGUUGGCAAAGUACGAGAAGAAAUGUAUCGCAAAGAAGGUUUGUGUCAAGUAGAGUAGAUCGAAGUAGUAUCGUGAACAUGUUGCAACGGUCUUUGAUUAUUCUUCAUAGUUUAAAGGUGAUACAGCAAGUUAUUUUAGGCAGGUUCAUCACAUGCUUAAAUAUCGAAAUAACGUUUUCAAACGUGGGAGGGCGGGAGGGGAAGAAUGGAUCCCACCUAGUAUCCUGACUUGCUCCCGGUUGUCUGUAUUUGGAUCGCGCAGAAAGACGGAAUUCGAGAAGCGUGACUAAAGAGAGCGCGAGGUGUGAUGGGAAGGAGGAAAACGAAAAGGAGAGACUCCCCUUCUUCCUCCUUCCCAUCACUCCCCGCGCUUCCCUUGACCGUGUUUCUCUCUGGGAGUCUGAGAAACGACCAGGGACGAGUCAGCCUACUGCCAACACUCUUAUAAGCAGAUCACUUACUUCGUUGUUAAAUUCUCUAGCAGCCAUUUUGAAUAUUUUAAAAGCCUGGAACUGAGAAUUUGGGUUAGUGUAAAAUCAAAGGCGACAGGAAGUUGAUUCGAUGAUGUCACACUAACUACUUGCAGAUUUUCAGCCCGUGCGAAAUUAAAGGAAAUGCGCCAGGAGCCGAUGGCGCGAUUUGGUGCGCAAAGAAAGGUGGAUGAACACGAAUCUUCUUUGUAUAAAUUAAGUCAAAGCAUGCACAAAAGUGAACACGUUCACUGACAAAGCUUCUUUAUUUCAGCUGCCCUAUAAGACUAUUUACGCUCAUGGGCCAAUUGGUGAUGUGAUUUGCGCAGCAGGAAACAAAGUCAAUGCCGAAUACAUCGUCUUAGGAAACAGAGGACUGGGGACCAUCAGACGAACCAUUCUUGGCAGCGUGUGUGAUUACGUCACAAAGCACAUGAAUGUACCAGUUUUGAUGGUUCCAACAACAGCGGAGAACAACAAUUCAAGAUAA
This is a messenger RNA of Porites evermanni, 7268 nucleotides long. NCBI's taxonomy places the organism in Eukaryota, Metazoa, Cnidaria, Anthozoa, Scleractinia, Poritidae. The record is from the annotation of a GenBank genome assembly.